AUGUCCAGUACCUCUACCGUCGAAUUCUCCAAUUUGCCCACCGAUGCAAUUGGUAAAAUCAUUGAGAAAUGUGAUCUCAAAGAGCAAUUGACUCUCCGAAAAGUGUCGAAGGACCUGCGUUCUCUUGUCGAUGAACAUAAACUUGCAUACAAAUCGAUCGCGAUCAUUUCGAAUGAUUCGUAUAUCACUUGUGUGUAUAACAACAAUAAGGUUACGUAUGCGAGAAAGAAUUGGGACGAAAUGUUUGAGGCGAAUGAGCAGGAGGAACUUGGUUUGGCUUAUGAGGAAUCUUGCAUUCUUAGAAGCAACGAUCACGUGAAAACCGCCAUGAAUGAUAUCUCGAUUGCACUGAAUAAUCCAAAACUGCGAUUGGAUGAGCUCACAGUCAGCUUUCAGUCCAAUAAUAGAAUGAGACGAUUCAGAUUGAAUAGCCUUCUGAAACAACUGAAUCACCAAAUACACGUCAAAGCAUUGACACUCCGUGCGGGAUCCCCUAAAUACCUUCUAUCGGUUCUUCGCUGCCUCAAACCGAAAGUGCUUGUGGAUAUCGAAAUCAUCGAAGGAUACAGUGACGAUUGGGCACCGGAACGAGCAUCGAAAAGUCUCAACGAAAUCGCGAGUCUGGAGCAAUGGAAGCAAGCAGAAGAACUCACUGCUCAAGAUUGUUUCGAUUACUUCCCAUCCGAAUGUCGCUUGCAUUUCAAACGUUUUACGAUUUUAUUUCGGGAAGUCACAGAGCAAUUCUUGAUAGAAAUCAGAGAUUUAUUCUCCACGUCUACCAACUUCGAGUCUUGCACUGUCGUAUCAUACGGUCUCCGCGACUACCCUGAUUACCUAGAAUCGUUUUGUGAAAAAGUGGAAUCUGGAGAAGAAGUCAUCUACCACUACAAGAUUCCAGAUGAGUCGAAUAAAAUGUUGGAGUUCAAAAAGCUUUCGAAAUAUGUCGACCACCUCCACCCUCAAAUCGAUAUUUAUGGGAUCGAUAUGUUCUGGAUGCAGAAUUUCGGAACCUAUAAUAUCAUACAGAUGGAUCAGUACAACAAGGCGAAACUCGUCAGAAUCAUGUUCUCCACUGGAUUCUUUCUCUUCGAUCGAAUCUCCGACGCCGUUUUGUGUGGAUUCAAGUUCUACUGUCUCACUAUGGACACCCUGUUCAGCUUGAGAAAUAUAUUCUCGCGCUCUCCAACAUUCAAACACUGUAACAUCGAGUGCGUCUAUCUUCCACUCAUCGAAGAACUCGCCGUCGAAUUGGGUCUUCGUCUGGAACCGGGGAAUUAUCUUCCAGUAUUCUAUCAAUAUCUCAUCCCAGACUCUACCGACGUUUUGAUCUACGAAUUCUGGAUGGAUCACAUCGAAAUUCGUCGUGUUUCAUACAUGGAAAUGCUCUAA
Molecule: messenger RNA, 1389 nt
Organism: Caenorhabditis remanei
Lineage: Eukaryota; Metazoa; Nematoda; Chromadorea; Rhabditida; Rhabditidae
Exons: 5
Coding region: 1-1389 (462 amino acids)
Biological process (GO): innate immune response
Molecular function (GO): protein binding
Source: RefSeq, a predicted model, not a curated record